UGUUCAUCGUGUUCAGGCGAUGACGUCAUGUCUGUCAGACACUCAGCCGCCGGGCUCGCAGAAGGAGGAGCGCCUUUGUCAGAAGGAGACAUCAUGAAUACAUUACGGCGGCUCAUUGUGCAAUGACGGAGGCGGAGGUGCCAGGUUAUUACAGACCUGCAACUAUUAACCUGCUUAAUGUCAGCAUUAGCCGUACGUAGUGAUGUUUGUGAUACAUUGAAGUCCCUAAAAGUACGUACGGGCUGCACGCACUGAUAACAUGUGAGAAGAACAUGUCAUGUUAAAAUGACAGCCCGGACUCGGCUCCACAAACAUCCAUAAACUCGUCUUCCCAUUAGCCAAACUGCGACACUAGCUUUAGCUGAUGUCGCGUCGCUAGCUAACCGAACCGUCUAGAAUCAUAACCGAGCGGCUUCUCGGGGUUUGGCAGCAGCUGUAGCACCAGGCAAAGGUAAGCGGGACAAGCAGGGUUUUAGUUGUCAAAAUACGACGGCCAGUUGUCUUCAGUUAGCGUUUUCCGUUCACGCGGAGACGAGCCGCUACUCGGCUAAUGUCAUGUAACGCGAGCUAAUAUUGCACAAAGUUAACGGGAGCUAAUAGCUGUGUGUGGCUAACGGUGCCAGCAGCAGCAGCACCACACACACACACACGCGGAGCCCUGUUUCCAGUUCCAGCUCCAGUGAGACAGUGAUAGAUAAUGCAAAGUUAGCGCUGUCAGUGCUACGACAGAUCCACACCAGAGCCUUUUUUUCUCUCUCAUUCUACUACUUUGUUUUUUUAUUGUCGCUUUUUAACCGGGGACAACAGCAUUUAUUGCAUUUCUGCGCUUAUCAACCAGCUGACUCAGGGGCUGCCACUUGAGGACAGUGGGGGCUCUCUGAUGAUCCCCCCGUACAUCCAAUGAACCCCCACAACUCCAUGAAACCCUUCCUACAUCCCACUCCACAGAGCAGUGACAGCCCCUUCCUAAAUGACCCAGUCUCCUGGCAACCAGGCACCAAUCAGCACGCAGGAUCUCUCUCUGUAGUAACCACAGUGUUGGGCGUGACCAAUCCCACACACAGCCAGGGCUUCGGUGCACCCAUGGGUCCAGGUGAGAGCUCUGGAAGUCACAUGAUGCCCGGUGGCAGCCCUGGAAUGGCCUCUGGCAUGGCCUCCCAGUUUAUGGGACAACAGUCCUAUGGAGAUGCUGUAUCUAAAGGCUACGGCCAUCCUGUCAUGUACGGACGUCCCAGCACUGCUUACAACCCUUCCUCAGCCUAUGGUGGAAGUUACUCCAGUAACAGUGGGGGCGCCGGUCUGGGCGCUCGGCCUCCCUCAGACUUCACCCAGGCCGCCGCCGCUGCUGUUGCCGCCGCCGCCGCCACGGCAACUGCCACUGCCACGGCAACUGUCGCAGCAAUACAGGAAAAACAGAACCAGGAGCUGAGCUACGCACAGAUGGGUGGAGCACCCACGUACAGCACCCAGUUCCUGUCACAUUCAGGCCCCCGUGGCCCUGUAGGGAUGAACCCCGGUGGGAUGGUGCCUUCCAGGCCGGGACCGCCGCCCUCCGCAGUGGGCAUGUAUCCCUCUCACCCCUCACAGGCUCAGAAGAUGUCCCAGCACGGAGGCUAUCUCAGCGGACAGCAGGGGCUCAAACGGCAUUUUCACUCAGAGGGUUUUUCAGCACAGCACUAUGGUUCCGGUGGGAUGUCGGGUUACCCUAACCAGCCUCUGCAGUACCCUACUGGCCCUCAGCAGAGAUGUGCCCCCUCUCCCUCUUACCCCUCCAGCCGGAUGCCGUUAAUGGGACAGUACACAUCUGGAUCACACAACCCCGCACAGUUCCCCCCUGGAGCAGGCCAGCCCAACCCUCCACAGUAUUACAAAUCAGAGCCUUUCAAUGGUCAGGGCAGCCUGCCAGCAGGAGGAGCAGGGGGAUACAAUGCCUUCACACAGGCUGCAGUAAACGGGCCAGGUCGAGGUGGAGUGAUGCCCGGGUAUCCCACCUCACCCAUGGGAGGGAACCCCACCCCUCCAAUCACACCCGGCACCAUCAUACCUCCUUACCUCUCCCCAGGCCAGGACACAAAACCUCCGUACCUUUCACCCGACACCAAACCCAACAUCAGCGCUCAGCAGCCCUCUUCAGGAAACCCUAGUGACAACCUGCGGCUGACUUUCCCAGUACGGGACGGUGUCGUGUUAGAGCCGUUCAGGCUGGAGCAUAACCUGGCCGUCAGUAACCACGCCUUCCAACUCAGAGACUCUGUCUUCAAAACACUCAUGCUGAGACCAGACCUUGAACUGCAGUUUAAGUGUUACCACCACGAGGACAGGCAAAUGAACACGAACUGGCCGGCCUCUGUGCAAGUUAGUGUCAACGCAACCCCUCUGUCCAUUGAAAGAGGGGACAAUAAAACCUCCCACAAGCCUCUGUACCUGAAGCAAGUGUGUCAGCCUGAACGUAACACUGUGCAGAUCACUGUAACAGCCUGCUGUUGUUCCCACCUGUUUGUGUUACAGCUGGUGCACCGGCCGUCUGUCAGGUCUGUCCUUCAGGGUUUGAUGAAGAAGAGACUGCUGCCUGCUGAACACUGCAUCACAAAGAUUAAGAGAAAUUUCAGUAGUGGUACGAUUCCCGGGACCCCCGGGCUUAAUGGUGAGGACGGCGUGGAACAGACGGCGAUCAAAGUAUCUCUGAAGUGCCCGAUCACGUUCAGACGGAUCCAGCUGCCAGCCAGAGGUCAUGACUGCCGACACAUACAGUGCUUUGACCUGGAGUCCUAUUUGCAACUUAACUGUGAAAGAGGGACCUGGAGAUGUCCUGUGUGCAAUAAAACAGCUUUGCUAGAGGGGCUCGAGGUGGACCAGUAUAUGCUCGGUAUACUCGUCUAUAUCCAGAACUCUGACUACGAGGAGAUCACCAUAGACCCGGUGUGCGGUUGGAGGCCGGUGCCAGUCAAACCAGACCUGCACAUAAAGGAGGAACCUGACGGCCCGGUCCUGAAACGCUGUCGCACUGUGAGCCCCAGUCACAUGGUUCUGCCCAAUGUAAUGGAAAUGAUAGCAUCUCUGGGCCCGGCGUCCUCUCCUUACCAGAGUCUAGCAGCAGGAGGCAGGAACACGCCGGACUACAACAGACCAGGGAGUCAGGGAUUCUCCAGCCAAACAGGCUUUCCAGAUUUCCCCAACACUCCCAGCACACCGACACUAGGAGAGUACACCUCUGCCUCUGGACCACCACCUCCACUCCCCUACCAGUCUGAGCAGGCGCCUCAUUCUGGACGAAUCGAACAUCCCCAGAACAUCCUGCAGCAGCAGCAGCAGCAGCAGCAGCACAGCUCGGGUGGCCAUGGCAACCAGGGCCUCAGUGACGCCGGUAGUCCACUGCCACAGCGGAACUCUAACACUCAGAACUCCCGGCUACAGAGCGACGGCUCGUUCGGUCUGGGAGGCCCAGGGGCACCUGGAGGAGAGGGAGCUGAUCAUGCACUAGAUCUUCUUCCUGAGCUGACCAACCCGGACGAGCUGCUGUCGUACCUCGGUCCGCCCGACCUGCCGAGCAACAGCAGCGACGACCUGCUGUCUCUGUUUGAGAACAACUGAUGAGACCUUCACCGCCACGUCACGUCCAGACUGCGCCGUCUCUGUCGGGACACAGUUGUCGUGUCCUGCUGUACGUAGAUGUCCACACAGGUGUAGAGGUAUGGGAAGGACAACGACCAGCAUGUUCAACUAUAGCACAAAUCCCAGGCUGAAGGAUCUGCGUGUGUUACACUGAAAAAAGGGUGGCAUGUGUUCAUAAGGAGUGAUAACAUGGCGUCGGUCCCUCGUCUAGAACCUUUUCAUUUUUCCACGUAAACAUCUGCAUCUGCAUCCUCAGAACUGCUGUGCCAAACAUAGGAACCACUGAAGCUGACGAUCAUCAGAGGAGCUGCCACGAGAAAGGUCUGAGAUGUUAAAAGACAAUUAUCAGAAAUAAACAACAAACAAAUCAGUUGCACUGAGUCUGCAGAGAUUAACCAAACGUCCUCUACAUUCACCUUCUUCCUCUUCAUCUGUUGGGGUUUGUUGGUGGUUGAGGAUUUAUUGACUGUAUAUUAUUUCAUGUUUGUUUCCACAGUCGAUGCUGAUGCCACGCUUUAUAAAUCAGCACAACCAAUUUUCUUUUUUUUACUUAUAUGUUUGGCAGAUUUGCAUUUAUUCUCCUCCAGCUGAUAAAAUAGUAAUAAAUUAUAUAGAAAAUGAACUGACAUAAAACAAAUGUAUUGACCAGCA
This is a messenger RNA of Solea senegalensis (Senegalese sole), 4263 nucleotides long. Its product is annotated as zinc finger MIZ domain-containing protein 2-like. The transcript is spliced from 20 exons. The record is from RefSeq and is a predicted model, not a curated record. The coding region runs from base 901 to 3591 and encodes 896 amino acids. Gene Ontology annotation, biological process: regulation of transcription by RNA polymerase II; protein sumoylation. NCBI's taxonomy places the organism in Eukaryota, Metazoa, Chordata, Actinopteri, Pleuronectiformes, Soleidae. Gene Ontology annotation, molecular function: zinc ion binding; SUMO ligase activity.